GGAUUGGGAUUUGUUAUUAUAUCUUUGACGGCCUGUUUCUCUAGAGUUUGUAAUAUCCCUUAUCACUUACCACCUCCUCUUUCUUAUAUUUCUACAGAUAUCUUAUUAUAUCAGGUAUUAUAUAUACAUAUAUAUAGAGACAUAUAUCCUACACUCACACACCAACUAACCGCUCACCCAAUUGCAAACCCCGUAUCACCACACCACCACACCACCACACGCAAUCCCUCUUCACCUUCCUCCUCCCUCAAAAAGAAGGAAAAUGCAACCAUCCAUCCCCCAAACCGUAGACAUAAUCUUCGCCGGCGGCGGCACGGCCGCCUGCGUAGCAGCCGGUCGACUCGCCAAAGCAAACCCAGCUCUACGAAUCCUACUCGUGGAAGGCGGGAGGAACAAUUUCGAAGAUCCGAGUGUGGUGACACCGGUUUUGUUUUUGAGUCAUUUGGCUCCGGGGAGUAAGACGGCUUUGGUUUGUUGAUCCUUUUAUUUUAUGUUUUUCUUUAUGUUUUCCUGUGUUUUUCGAGGGUAGAGAGCUCUGUGGGCUCUGGGGGAUUUGACUGAGUGAGGGGAGAAUGAAUGGGGUGAAUGGGAUAUAGUUUGGUAUCGAGACCGAGAUUGAGAUCAAUAUUGAUAUAUAUGAAUAAACUAGUUCUACAAAUCCCAACCCUCCCCCCACCUAAACAACCGCGAAGCCAUCGUUCCCGCCGGCGGACUCCUCGGCGGCGGUUCCUCGAUAAAUUUCCUCAUGUACACACGCGCUCAAUCCAUCGAUUUCGAUUCCUGGAAUACCCCCGGAUGGAGCGCAAAAGAUAUGUUGGAAAUGUGGAAGAAGCUCGAAACGUAUCAUCCGGAGGGAGAAGUAGAUAGGAAGAAACAUGGAUAUGAGGGACCUGUUCAUGUGAGUGAUGGUGGUUAUAGGGGGAAGAGUGGUGAUGUGUUUUUGGAGACGGUGAAGAAGAUGGGUCAUGAUGAGAUUGCGGAUUUGCAGGAUGGGGAGACUUGUGGGUGGGGGGUGAGUUAUUCUUUUUUUUCUUUUUCUGUUACUUUACUUUACUGUUCUUUUCCUGUUCAUGUCUUUCCUCGUUGAAGAAACUAAUCUUUCAAUAGAAAUGGCGUCGCUACGUUUCUCUUAACGGUCGUCGCCAAGAUUCAGCACACACCUAUGUUCACCCUCUUCUCCAAUCCGGCUCCUACCCUAAUCUUCACAUCCUCACCGAAUCAAAAGUCGUACGUGUACUUUUUGAUUCCUCGUCGCCUCCUCGUGCAAUUGGUAUAGAAUACAUACCCAAUUCUGAUUUUCAGCCCGCUCUCGCACUGAGUAAAGCGAUUCCGCACACGAUUACUGCAGAAAAGUUGGUGGUUGUGAGUGCAGGCGCAUUGGGGACCCCGCAAAUUUUGGAGAGGAGUGGAGUGGGUAGGAAGGAUGUGUUAGAAAGGUGUGGAGUGAAGGUUGUGAGUGAAGUGGAGGGGGUAGGCGAGGCGUAUCAGGGUGAGUAGAUUUUAUUUACUUUUGUGUUAUGAGAAGAUUGGCUAAUUCCACUUGGUGAAUAGAUCAUCAUUUGCUUCUGUACCCCUACAAAACAUCACUCGAUGAAUCCGAAACCAUCGACUGCGUCUUAAGCGGAAGAAAAAACUUUGCUCAAGCACUUGAAGCCAAAGAUCCUCAACUAGGUUGGAAUGCAGUCGGUAAGUCCAAUCCCACCCACUUCCUACUUCCCAUCAGACACUAACACGUGCCCCAGACGUCUGCAGUAAACUCCGACCUUCCCCCUCGGAAAUCCAAGCUCUAGGUCCCGACUUCGUCGCAGACUGGGAGCGAGACUUUGCCCCUCACCCCACCAAACCACUCAUGCUCUGCGCCGUCGCCAACACCUUCCUCGGAGACCAAUCACUCGUCGAUCCAGGUCAGUAUUUCACCAUGGGAACCUACACCGCAUACCCAUAUUCACGAGGAUCCAUCCACAUCACCUCAUCAAGCGACGUGCAAAACGGGUAUGAAUUCGACGCGGGAUUUUUAUCGCAUCCGAGCGAUUUGAAGAAACAGCUAUGGGCCUACAAAAUGCAACGGGAAAUUUCUAGACGUCUUCCAUAUUUCCGAGGCGAGUUAGAGCUCGGUCAUCCGAAGUUCCCCAAGGGUUCUAAAGCUGCGUUCUCUAAUGGGGCAAUUGAGGGGACCGUUGAGGAUAUUCAAUAUAGUGCUGAAGAUGACAUGGCGAUUGAAGAUUGGAUUCGAGGAAAUUUAAAUACGACAUGGCACUCGCUAGGAACAUGUGCGAUGAAGCCGAGAGAGAAAGGAGGAGUAGUUGAUGCGGCGUUGAAUGUGUAUGGGACGAGUGGAUUGAAGGUUUGUGAUUUGAGUAUGGUGCCGGAGAAUGUGGGGGCUAAUACUAAUAAUACGGCUUUGGCGGUGGGAGAGAAAGCGGCGGUUAUUAUUGGGAAGGAGUUGGGGAUUGAGAUUUAGAGUAUGGAUGUAUGAUGGGUUGGAGAUUGAAGUAUAGGCGUUGGACACGGGUACCUACUUGGUUGGGAAUCGGAAUUGAAAGUUGGAUGGUAUAGGGACAGGGGCUUGCUUUAUGGCAUUUGUAUUAUGAUUUAGAAGUUAUUAUGGUUGAGAAGAUUUAUAUUAUGUUA
Messenger RNA from Sclerotinia trifoliorum, 2631 nucleotides. NCBI's taxonomy places the organism in Eukaryota, Fungi, Ascomycota, Leotiomycetes, Helotiales, Sclerotiniaceae. The record is from the annotation of a GenBank genome assembly.